This is a messenger RNA of Magnusiomyces paraingens, 2886 nucleotides long. RefSeq lists its product as uncharacterized. Bases 1 to 2886 code for a protein of 961 amino acids. NCBI's taxonomy places the organism in Eukaryota, Fungi, Ascomycota, Dipodascomycetes, Dipodascales, Dipodascaceae. Gene Ontology annotation, molecular function: myosin binding. The record is from RefSeq and is a predicted model, not a curated record. The transcript is spliced from 2 exons.
AUGAACGAGAGCAGGGAUUCCGGUGAACCGGAGCGCCCUGCAAUCGUUUCAGAAGAAAAGCCACAGCCGUUGGUUUUUGGCGACGGGCCUCUUGCCGAAUAUAUGAACAAACUUCCUAGAAGCCAUACAGCAGCGAAUCUAGCUGGGUGGGGGAUAGAACCUCUAACUUUUGAUGACGAAACCGGCGCGUAUUACGAUGGGUCUUCAAGCGACGGGACUGGAGACAUAGAUCUUUUCGACGAUGAUAAUAUAAACUAUGACCAAAACGUUAGAUUCGAGUUCCCACAACCCAGUGUUAAAUGGCCCACCCAUGUGCGGGGAACAGAUGGUGGUUCCACAACCUCGGAUCUUUACAACAAUUCGGCUCUUCCUACUGAACCGAUACACGAACCCAACAACGCAUCGUCGCAGAAUAAUAACCAUAAUCAUCAUCAUCAUCAUCAUCGUGCAACUAAAUCCCAAACCUCUUUUCACCCGCUCACUCUUGGUACCGCUGAUAGCCCGCUGGCUGACAAAUCUCGUCUACGUGCACGGUUUGUGGGGCUCCUGACGACUGCACUAACAUCACGACCGCCAGCACAAGAAGCACACACUUUCCUUGAACGGUUCCGAUAUGCUAUUGUAUCAAGCAGGCUUCUUGACCGUCCUGGUGGUGACCCGCGACGCGCUGGAGGUUCUUCAGAUCCUUCAUUACCGCUUGGACUUACCCACACAGAUUCAGGGCCAGCAUCAUUAUCACCCCAUUUUUCAGCAAAGGCUCACGCAAGGUGCUCCUCAUGCUUAUCAGCAGCCCAGGUCCGUGCUGAGCGCAGAUUUUGGACCCGGUCGUCAGCCUCGGCAAGCUGUGCAAUUGUUGUGCUGGCCAUGCUUGCCUGGGCUCUUUCAUCACGUCAUUCUAUAUUGGUUACUCCCAGUACCCCUGAACCCUCCCCAUUGGCAUUAAGCGCUUCUGAAAACCCUCUAGCUCUUUUACUACACUCUCUUCGCUAUCUUCCUACACAACCUAUAGAAAGCAAUGACGUCAAAACAACUCACCGCGCAGUGCGCUCGCUGGCCCUGGUGGCUGUGACGUUUGGUGCUUCGCUGUUUGUUCACGCGUACGCGCGCCGGCGCGCUCAUCGCAUUCUUCGCCUGCGUCUUGUUACUGCUGCAGAGUCUCUAGCACAAGCAUUUACAGCUCUGGAUGCAACAGCUUCAAAGUCCCUUGCUGUUCUCCGUGAAAUUGAUCUCCUUGCACGGGGGUACCGCCCUGAUCUUGGUGACGCAUCAGCUACUUUGGGACGCUCAACACCAGUAGUACAUAACGUUGCAGCUUAUGUUUCUCAACUCCGACAACAACAGCAACAAAAACAAUCAAACAAUCAUGAUGAUGCAUUCAUGGGAAGACACCUCCGUGCUGCUUUGGCGUCCGGAUUGUGUCUUUUGACUUCGCAGCUUGCGCGUACCGUAAGAGGAGUAUUGCCGCACUGCAGCAAAAUAGAUCUUGACAAAUAUCUAGAUAUUUACGAGCUUGACGUGCGCGUCUUGCUUGACUUUGGAUGGAAUACAAUACCCUGCGAUGUGGACGAGUCUUUGACAGGCACUGCGUUGUUACAGCUGUUGGAUGCUCGUGGCCCAGUUCCUGAAGAAACUACCAGCUUUGGGGCCCAUGCAUCAUUGGCUCGCUUGAGACUCGAGCUUUAUAAAGUACAAUUUUUAAGAAGUGUUUACGCAUGUUGCCUGCUUUCUGUGCCUGUUCAAUCGUUUGGGAAUGAGUUGGAAAAAUGGCGCGCCGUGCUUGCUGGCGCCCAAGAAACUGUGGGACUAGCACAACAACUCGUACGUCCAAUGACUGUAAACCAGCUUGCAACUGGUGUUGAACCAAGCAUUGCAGUACCUGAGGAGAUUCCAGCCCCACCGCCUUCUUUGCAGCAGCCUUCUGAACAAUUUGCUGAAGCUGGCGUGUGGCGAAGGCGACAGCGCACGCUCAACACAAUAUUUGGUUCUCUACAGCAUAUAGAGGCUCGCAUGGAGAUGCUUCGGGAUACUGCAACUGUCACAGCUGGGGCUGAAGACUUACAACCAGGAUUUGAAACGAAUUUUGCGUUAGUCGGGUCUGAAAUUGAAAACUUGCUGGAAAAUUGGGCCCGCGCACGCAAAGAAUUUAUAGCGGCAGGAGCACUCCGUAACACCCAUGAGGAAAGAAGAAACAGUGACAGCAUGAGAGGAGGACUUGCACCGAGAUUUGAAGCUACACCUAAAAUUCAGGACAGCCCAGCAGCUUCAGUAGGAAGUGGAAGAGUAUUGCGCCGUGGUUCAUUGCCGGCACGCAAACCACUCUCAACCACUGCCACACCGCCUACUUUACCUCCUGUGUCUUCUAGUAUUCUUACUCGACCACCAACUAGUUCACCAUAUUCUGUUUCGUCAUCUCCACCUGUCUCACGAACUGGGAUUCCUGUAGGAGGACCUUCCCCUGGAUUAACAGCCCAACAGUUUCGUAUACAACAGCAGCACGUAUAUGGAAGAAUUAUGGAGGAAGUACGUGCGAGAGGUGUAUUACACCAUCGACGCGAUAUUUCCGAAUUGUCUGGUGUUUCCGGCGUUUCUGGUGUUUCUAAUCUAACGCUUGUGUCAAACGGUGGUAGUAGUUCUGGUGUAGGAAUACGGUCUGGCAUAAGCGGUGUUUCAACUGCUGUUGCUUCUCCGGAUGAAGAAACUGUGGGUGCCAAAUAUGGAAUCCAAGUCUACGGGGGAUUGGAUAAUGAAGAUGAAGACGAUGUUAGUGAUGGUAACGAUGAUGCCAGUUGCAUUGACUACUCACGACCGUCAGCAGAUGUGACGCGUAACCUAGUGCUGGAGCUCGGGUCUGUUUUGGAUUUCCGACGCAGCCAAAUGAAUGUUUAA